AUGCUUACUGAACUUACUAAAGUGAUAGAAUGGACACAUAAAGGUAAAGAUAUUAAAGAAUUAAGAAAAGGUGAUGAAAUUGAUUCACCUACAGAAACGACAAAUUUAUUAAAUGGUGAACCAUCCAAGAAUUAUACUCUUUCUGACAAUAAUAAUAAUAAUUAUAAUAAUAACGAUAUUAUAGGUUCUAGCAACAGUAGCAACACCACCACCAGUAAUAGAAGGCAUACAUGGAAUCCAUCCCAACUUAGAGUCAUUACUAAACCACUUCGAUAUAAACGAAGAAGUGGUGUUUAUGAUGAAGAUAAACAAGCAUUAGUUCAGGAAGGAAGUGGAAUUCAUUGGAUUCAUGAUUAUGUUAAGGAACGUGUUAGAGUUCGUAAACUUUACUCUCUUAAAGGAUUUCGAGGAUAUUUGAAAACAACUUGUGAUAGUGCACAAGGAUGGAUUUUAGUAUUUUUAAUUGGAAUUGUAACUGCAUUUUUCGCAGCAGUAGUAGAUGUUGCAGCAGAAUGGGGUUCUGAAUUAAAGGAAGGUUAUUGUAAAGAAAAUAUUCAAUUAAAGAAAGAAUUUUGCUGUAAAGAUGUUUCAGAAAAAAAUUGUACUAGUUGGGUUGAAUGGUCAGAAGCAUUUAAUUUUCAAGGUGAUGAAGAAUCUUUAUGGUGGUUUGAAUAUAUUGCAUACGUAUUUGUAGCGUUUUGUUUUGCAGUAGGAGCAGUUGUAAUAGUAAAAUAUAAUUCAUUAUAUGCGACACCAUCUACUAAGAGUUCCACCAAAUCACGAAUUUUUCCUACUAAAAAACGAUUAAUUCCUUAUGCAGCUGGUAGCGGUAUUCCUGAAGUUAAAUGUAUUUUAAGUGGAUUUGUAAUUCGUGGAUUCUUGGGUCUUAGAACUCUUUGGGUUAAAGCUGUUACUUUGGCAAUGGUUGUAUCUGCAGGUUUAACCUUGGGAAAAGAAGGACCAUUUGUUCAUAUAGCAUGUUGUGUAGGAAAUAUAUUUACCCGAUUAUCCCCAAAAUAUAAUAAAAACGAAGGCAAAAGAAGAGAAAUAUUAUCAGCAUCUGCUGCCGCCGGAGUUAGUGUAGCUUUUGCUGCUCCAAUUGGUGGUGUCUUGUUUUCUCUGGAAGAAGUUAGUUAUUAUUUUCCUAGUAAAACUAUGGUUAGAAGUUUCUUUUGUGCUAUUGUGGCUGCUGUUACUUUAAAGUUAUUAGAUCCUUUUGGUACUGGAAAAACUGUUUUGUUUCAAGUUACCUAUGACAAGGAUUGGCAUUUAUUUGAAAUUGAUUUAGUAUAUUUCCUAUUUAGCGAAUGUUCUCAAGAAUCUAAAAGUUCAGAACUUGCAGGAUUAUGCGUAACUAAACCAGAAGAGGUUAAACCAAUAAUUUAUCUUCUUUUAGUAGCAUUAAUUUCAAAAUUCCUGACAUGCAUCAUAACAUUUGGUAUAAGAACUCCGGCAGGAAUAUUUAUACCUUCAUUAUUAAUUGGUGCAUGCAUUGGUAGAAUGCUUGGACUCGCUGUUCAAUGGUUAACUUGGACAUAUCCUUAUUCCUCAUUUUUUACACCAUUAUGUGAUCCACAUGAAACUAAUAAUUGUAUAAUACCCGGAGUUUAUGCUAUGGUCGGUGCAGCAUCUGUAUUGGCUGGAGUAACAAGAAUGACACCAAUAAUGACAGCCAUCAUGAUUUCAAAAUGGGUUGCAGAUGGUUUGGUAAAACAUGGAAUUUAUGAUUUAUUAGUAGAUUUAAAUGAACAUCCAUAUUUAGAUUCAAAUGCAGAAUAUGUUACAACCAAAAGUACACUUGAAAUUUGUCAAACUAAUUUGGAAGUUAUUGAUGUUAAUGAAGCAAAUACUAUUGGUGAAUUGAAGGAAAAAUUAGAAAGAUUAGGAUAUUCAGAUGCAGGAUUUCCAAUUGUUGAUGAUUCAACAUUAGUUGGAUAUAUUGCAUCUACAGAACUUGAACAUGCAUUACAAACUGUAGCUAAAUGUCCAGAUUCUACUAGAUGUUAUUUUAAAGAAUUUUCUACACCUGAAAUAAUUAUGUCUGAUGGAGAUUCCAACCCAAAAGGAACUAAUUUUGUUCAUUAUAUGGAUAAGGCACCAUUAACAGUAGCUCAAAAUUCCUCAUUAGAACUUGUACUUGAAUUAUUUAAGAAAUUAGGAUUAAAAUAUGUUUGUGUAGUGAAUUGUGGUCAUUACGUCGGAGUAAUUCAUAAGAAAAAAUUAUUGGCUGAAUUGAAAGAGAUGCGCUAA
Diversispora eburnea is the source of this 2250-nucleotide messenger RNA. The record is from the annotation of a GenBank genome assembly. NCBI's taxonomy places the organism in Eukaryota, Fungi, Glomeromycota, Glomeromycetes, Diversisporales, Diversisporaceae.